Molecule: messenger RNA, 784 nt
Organism: Fusarium odoratissimum NRRL 54006
Lineage: Eukaryota; Fungi; Ascomycota; Sordariomycetes; Hypocreales; Nectriaceae
Exons: 1
Coding region: 1-591 (196 amino acids)
Source: RefSeq, a predicted model, not a curated record
AUGACGUUGGAUAAGAAGACGACGAUGAGGGAGAACAUGCCCAAUGGAGAUGAAGCAAAUGGUUCAAUGGAUAAUGCAAUGAGAAAUGCGGCAAAGCAGCGAACAGAGAUCCCUUCAGAAAUGCCACAAAUGAAAGGUACCCGGGAAGAAGAGGACAACGAGAACAAUGAGAUAACGGCAAAGCUGUUCGGUACACCACCAAGCUCACCGAGGCGCUUCUUCACACCCUCUGGAUCUUACGCACGACAAAAACUCGCUGAGCAUCGAAGUCGUCGCGCAGAAGCCCGGAGAGAAAUAGUAAAGAAGGAUCGCAAGCGUGUGGAGGCAGGCAUGAUAGAGCAAGCAAUAGCUGAGAGCCUCAAGACCACCACUAUAACUCAAGCCUGCACAACCGUACAAAACACGGAUCAGCCAAAGCCACUUUCAUCACUAAAAGACCCUCUACCGCAUGAUGAGAAAGAUAACUCCUCAUCAUCUUUCCCUCAGGAGGUCGCCAGUCCUGCUGGAUCGGAGGAUUCAGAUGAAGGCGCCUGGUUAGACGAGCUGCCCCAUGAGGAGCUGAUUAACGAUUGUAUGACCUCUGUCAUCUAGAAAGGCUUCCCGUGGAGCGACUCUCAUGGUGGGACGGCACCGAGUGAAUGGAUCAUGCGAUGUUCUUUGAGUGGGAUGGUUUGCAAAUACAUAUUCAAGGACAUAGCCGUGGAGCAUCUUUUAGGUAAAUAUCUAUGAGGAAUUGAGUAGCUGUCGCGAUCAUUCGAGGUCACUCAUCUAAGCAAGAAUGGCC